GGAAAAAGAAGAGAACAAUCGUCACCCUUUCAGAACGAAGAGAACGAGGACAGUUUCGCGACAGGGAGAUCAGAGAAAUUUCCAUUCAUUCGUUGAAAUGGUUGGAGAUUAAAAUUUGAAAGGAGAGAAAAGGGGAAAAAACACGAUUCGCUGGUAUCAAAACCCUCAAAUUUCUUCGUCGUUGUUCAAAUUCUCGCCAAAUCGAAGAAGGAUGGCCGAGUUCGUGGAACGACUUAGGGCAUCGACUGCUCGAUUUGGGGGCGGGAGAAGGAGCAGCUUUGGAUCGGUGGAUUUGAGCUCGUCGAGGCACGGCUCGUCGUCGACGAUCAGGCUCGGCCGCGUCCAGCCUCAGGCCCCUGGUCAUCGCACGAUCUUCUGCAACGAUCGCGAUGCUAAUCUUCCUGUUCAAUUCAAGGGAAACUCCGUAUCAACCACCAAGUACAAUCUUCUAACGUUUUUGCCAAAAGGGUUGUUUGAGCAGUUCAGGCGGGUAGCCAAUUUGUACUUUCUUAUGAUCUCCAUCUUGUCUACUACUCCCAUGAGUCCAGUGUCCCCCAUAACAAACGUGCUUCCGUUGAGUCUAGUGCUUUUGGUUUCUCUUGUGAAGGAAGCUUUUGAGGAUUGGAAGCGUUUGCAAAAUGAUAAAGCAAUAAAUAGUAGUCCUGUGGAUGUAUUGCAAGAUCAUAACUGGGAAAGUGUACCCUGGAAGAAGCUGCAGGUUGGGGAUAUUGUAAGGGUUAAGCAGGAUGGUUUUUUCCCUGCGGAUUUGUUGUUCCUUGCAAGUUCAAAUCCUGAUGGUGUCUGUUAUAUUGAGACUGCAAACCUUGAUGGGGAGACAAAUUUGAAGAUCAGAAAAGCACUGGAGAGAACAUGGGAUUACCUUCUUCCUGAGAAAGCUGCUGAAUUCAAAGGUGAAAUACAGUGUGAACAGCCAAACAACUCUCUGUACACUUUUACUGGAAACCUUAUCAUUCAAAAGCAGACAUUACCUCUAUCUCCAAACCAGUUAUUGCUAAGAGGGUGUAGCCUUCGGAAUACUGAUUACAUUGUUGGGGCCAUCAUAUUUACAGGGCAUGAAACAAAAGUUAUGAUGAACUCAAUGAACGUUCCUUCUAAAAGAAGUACGUUGGAGAGGAAACUUGAUAAACUUAUACUGGCGCUAUUUGGGUUUCUCUUUUUCAUGUGCGUUCUUGGAUCCAUAGGGAGUGGAGUGUUCAUCGAUAGCAAAUAUUAUUACCUAGGUCUUUUUGGGAAAGUGGACAAUCAGUUCAAUCCUAACAAUAGAUUUCUGGUUGCAAUUCUUUCAAUGUUUACGUUAAUAACAUUGUAUUCAACCAUCAUACCUAUAUCUCUAUAUGUAUCCAUUGAGAUGAUCAAGUUUAUCCAGUCCACCCAGUUUAUAAACAAAGAUAUACAUAUGUAUCAUGUAGAAAGCAACACCCCCGCAUUGGCUCGUACGUCGAAUUUGAAUGAGGAGCUUGGACAGGUGGAGUAUGUGUUUUCUGAUAAGACAGGAACACUAACGAGAAACUUGAUGGAGUUCUUUAAGUGUUCAAUUGGUGGAGAGGUGUAUGGCACUGGUAUUACUGAAAUAGAGAGAGGAGGAGCUGAACGGAAUGGAGCUGAACGGAAUGGAUUAAACACGGAUGAGGUUAAACAAUCUUCCAAAACUGUGGUUGAAAAGGGUUUCAACUUUGAUGAUGCUAGACUGAUGCGUGGUGCAUGGAGAAAUGAACGGGACCCAGAGACAUGCAAGGAGUUCUUCAGAUGUCUUGCAAUAUGCCAUACUGUUCUUCCAGAAGGCGAGGAAACUCCUGAAAAGAUCAAGUACCAAGCUGCAUCACCAGAUGAGUCUGCUCUGGUAGUUGCUGCAAAGAAUUUUGGAUUCUUCUUUUACAGGCGGACACCAACUGCGAUUAUGGUUCGUGAAUCGCAUGCUGACAAGAUGGGAAAAGUUCAAGAUGCUGCAUAUGAAAUCUUAAAUGUCUUAGAAUUUAAUAGUACGAGGAAGCGGCAAUCAGUUGUUUGUCGCUAUGCGAACGGAAGGCUUGUUCUGUAUUCUAAGGGUGCUGAUACUGUCAUCUAUGAGAGGUUAGCAGAUGGAAAUAAUGAGCUUAAAAAGUUGACCCGGGAGCAUCUAGAACAGUUUGGUUCUGCUGGUUUACGUACGUUAUGCCUUGCCUAUCGUGACAUGAGCAAUGAAUUUUAUGAGAAGUGGAAUGAGAAAUUUAUUCAAGCUAAAUCGUCCUUGCUAGACCGUGAAAAGAAGCUUGAUGAGGUUGCUGAGAUGAUUGAAAAGGAGCUUAUACUAAUCGGAUGCACAGCCAUUGAAGACAAGCUUCAAGAGGGAGUACCAUCUUGUAUAGAAACUCUCGCUAAAGCCGGAAUAAAGAUUUGGGUAUUAACUGGGGAUAAGAUGGAAACAGCGAUUAAUAUAGCCUAUGCAUGCAACUUGAUCAACAACAGCAUGAAGCAAUUUAUCAUCAGUUCAGAAACCGAUGCUAUAAGAGAGGCUGAAGAGAAGGGUGACCUUGCAGAGAUUGCACGCUGUAUCAGAGAUACAGUAAAACAAGAUUUGGAACGAUAUCUUGAGGAGGCAAAGCAGUGCUUGCGCACUCCUUUUGGACCUAAGCUGGCUCUUAUAAUUGAUGGAAAAUGUUUGAUGCAUGCAUUGGAACCGACCUUACGAGUGAAUCUGCUUAACUUGAGUUUGAAUUGCAGCUCAGUAGUCUGCUGCCGUGUUUCUCCAUUACAAAAAGCACAGGUCACUAGCCUGGUAAAAAAAGGUGCUCGAAAGAUCACCUUGAGCAUCGGGGAUGGUGCCAAUGAUGUAAGCAUGAUUCAAGCUGCUCAUAUUGGUGUUGGUAUAAGUGGAAUGGAGGGAAUGCAAGCUGUAAUGGCGAGUGAUUUUGCAAUCGCGCAGUUCCGGUUUCUAACUGAUUUAUUGCUCGUGCAUGGACGAUGGUCAUAUCUGAGAUUAUGCAAGGUUAUCACUUACUUUUUCUACAAGAAUCUUACCUUCACAUUGACCCAGUUCUGGUUCACCUUCCAGACUGGCUUUUCUGGUCAGAGGUUCUAUGAUGAUUGGUUCCAGUCUCUAUAUAACGUCAUAUUUACAGCAUUACCUGUGAUCAUUGUGGGUUUGUUUGACAAGGAUGUCAGUGCAUCUAUAUCAAAAAGAUACCCAGAGCUUUACAAGGAAGGAAUUAGAAAUAUGUUUUUCAAGUGGAGAGUUGUCAUGAUAUGGGCCUUCUUUUCUUUUUACCAGUCAUUAGUCAUUUAUCAUUUCACUGUCACUGCUAGCCAGAAUGGUCACAAUUCAUCAGGAAAGAUAUUUGGCCUUUGGGAUGUUAGCACAAUGGCCUUUACUUGUGUGGUGGUUACUGUCAACUUGCGUCUCCUUAUGGCAUGCAAUUCUAUAACAAGAUGGCAUUACAUAAGCGUUUCUGGGAGUAUUUUGGCAUGGUUCCUUUUCAUUUUUAUAUACUCUGGAAUAAUGACGCCAAACGAUAGACAAGAAAAUAUUUUCUUUGUCAUUUACGUGCUUAUGAGUACAUUCUAUUUCUAUUUGACACUUCUGCUCGUACCAGUCAUUGCACUCCUUGGUGAUUUCUUAUAUCAAGGGAUCCAAAGAUUCAUGUUCCCAUAUGAUUACCAAAUCGUGCAAGAGAUUCACAAAAAUGAACCUGAAGAGAGCAGAAGGACCGAGUUUAUAGAGAUCAGCAACCAUCUGACAGCAGAUGAGGCCAGGAGCUAUGCUAUUGCACAACUCCCCAGGGAGACAUCAAAGCACACUGGUUUUGCUUUCGAUUCUCCAGGAUAUGAGUCAUUCUUUGCAUCACAGCAAGGUGUUUUUGCUCCUCAAAAAGCAUGGGAUGUGGUCCGGAGAGCAAGCAUGAGAUCUAAACCAAGAUCAUCGAGGAACUGAUGAUGAUUCCUGUUUUAUGUCUUUUUUAUGUACAUUCUUUGGUCAUUGAAUCCACAAGCAUAGUGUAUAAUUAGUUUGUUCCAUAACUAGCUCAGUUUAUGCCCUUUCUACCCUACAUGAUUGUUUUGGACAAUUAUUGUUUAUCCACUCGGAUACUUGAGAUGUAUAGAGGGAUCCAAGAGGUAAUGGAAAAGUUUUGUUGAUUUAGCCUUUUUGAA
Messenger RNA from Asparagus officinalis (garden asparagus), 4146 nucleotides. RefSeq names its product phospholipid-transporting ATPase 3. Gene Ontology annotation, molecular function: ATPase-coupled intramembrane lipid carrier activity; ATP binding; ATP hydrolysis activity. Lineage: Eukaryota; Viridiplantae; Streptophyta; Magnoliopsida; Asparagales; Asparagaceae. Gene Ontology annotation, biological process: phospholipid translocation. The coding region runs from base 212 to 3928 and encodes 1238 amino acids. The record is from RefSeq and is a predicted model, not a curated record. The transcript is spliced from 27 exons. Gene Ontology annotation, cellular component: plasma membrane.